AUGACUCCCAAGACGCUAGAGGUGACUAGCAGUUCGUCGCCCACCGAAUUGGACAAGGACCUUCUUAGUCCCCAUUUGGCACGGAGUGGGCUCCAGAUGGCUGCAGAUGGCUUUCAUGUCCAGUGGGCGUCCGAUAAUCCGCGUCAUCCGCGCAAUUGGAGCCGCUGUCGGAAGAUAUAUGAUACCUCGUUGGUGAUAUUUUUGGAAUUCUUCACGACCGCGAUCAGCACGUCGGGUUCGACGAGUGCCCGCGAUGCGCUUCGUGAAUUUGCCAUUCCGCGCGAAUUGUCCGUCUUCAUCUUCGUGUCCUUAUAUCUCCUAGGCCAGGGCAUCGGCGCCAUCGCCUUCCCCCCUUACUCGGAGGCGUUCGGGCGCCGCAAGCUGUAUGUCGUCAGCACCGCGCUCUAUAGCAUCUCGUGCGCCGUCGUCGCCGCCGUGCCUUCGCUGGCUGGCGUCGCCGUCGGCCGGUUCAUCAGCGGCGUGCUCUCCGCGAUCCCGACGACGGUCGUCAUUGGCAGUAUAGAGGACCUCUUCAAUGCCCGCGACCGGGUAUGGGUCAUCUACUGUUGGGCGAUGGUCGCCAACAUGGGGAUGUUGCUGGGACCCAUCUUCAGCACGUAUAUUACGGCUGAACUUGGCUGGCGUUGGCUCUUCUACGUCGCCGCCAUCGUAACCGCCGUCGUGAGCAUCCUCCUCCUCACCAUCCGCGAGUCCCGUCCAUCACUCCUCCUAGCACGAGAAGUCGCCCACCUGCGCGAAAUAACCAACAUCCCAACCCUCCAAGCCUUCAACCCAGACCAAACGCCCGAUCUCCUCACCUUCAUCCGGCUCGCCCUCGCCCGCCCCGUCCGCCUCUUCUUCACCGAGCUCCUCGUCUUCAUCGUCUCCACUAUGAGCGCCGCCGCCAUCGCCCUCGUCUACCUCUUCACCGAAGCCCUCCCCCCAAUCUACCAAGCCUUCGCCUUCACCCCCCAACAAGCCUGCCUUCCCUUCCUCGCCAUGUUUGCCGGCCUCUUCUUCGGCAUCCUCACCCGCUUCCAAGACCUCCGCAUCCUCGCCCACCACAGACACCACAACCUGCCCCUCCGCCCCGAAGACAAACUCACCGGCUUCUCCAUCGGCGUCCCCAUCCUAGCAGCCUCCCUCUGGCUCUUCGCCUGGACCAUUCCCCCCAUCGCAUCCUCCACCGCGCCCCACAUCCACUGGAUAGUCUCCGCCCUCGCCCUCGUCUUCGUCGGCUACGGCCUCAACGAAAUCGACUACGUCCUUGGGGGAUACCUGACCGAUAGCUACCUCAGCUACGCCGCCAGCGGCCUCGCCGCGCUGAGUAUCGUGCGCGCUCUACUCUCCGCGGCAUUACCGCUCAUCGCAGGUCCCAUGUUCGGCGCGUUGGGCAACAACGUCGCUGUGUCGGUCUUGGCGGCCGUCGCGACGGCGCUGUGCGUCGUCCCGCCCGUGUUUGCGCGGUAUGGCGCUGCUAUAAGGGGACGGAGCGCGUUUGCGAAUUUUAGUUUGAAGGUUUAUUUGGAGAAUAGUGUUGAUGAGGAGGGAUAUUAA
This is a messenger RNA of Aspergillus campestris IBT 28561, 1557 nucleotides long. RefSeq names its product putative MFS multidrug transporter. Bases 1 to 1557 code for a protein of 518 amino acids. The transcript is spliced from 5 exons. The record is from RefSeq and is a predicted model, not a curated record. NCBI's taxonomy places the organism in Eukaryota, Fungi, Ascomycota, Eurotiomycetes, Eurotiales, Aspergillaceae. Gene Ontology annotation, biological process: transmembrane transport. Gene Ontology annotation, molecular function: transmembrane transporter activity.